AUGGGGAACAAGCUGAGCUGUUCCUGUGCCCCACUCAUCCGCAAAGCCUAUCGCUACGAGGACAGCCCCUGGCAGACCGCACGCAGGAGGGAUGGACAUCUGCUCAGGCUCUGGGCAGAGGUGUUCCACGUGAGCGCGGCUAGUGGAGCCGUCAAGUGGCAGCAGGUGUCCGAGGACCUGGUGCCGGUGAACAUCACCUGCAUCCAGGACCAGCCGGACUGUGUCUUCCACAUCACCGCCUACAACUCGCAGGUCGAGAAGAUCCUCGACGUCCGGCUCCUCCAGCCAGGCACACGUCUUGGCCAAGCAUCAGAAUGUUUUGUUUACUGGAAAGAUCCUGCCACCGGCGACACCUGGGGCCUGAACUUCACUUCUCCCAUCGACGCCAAGCAGUUUCGAGAAUGUUGUUCCCCUUCAUUCAAAUUUUCUCGGAAAGCUUCUUCGUCUUAUUCUUUAAAACUAGAACCACCCAAGCAACAGAAGACGAAGGGCGGCAAGCGCAAACCCCAAUCGACGCCAAGCUCGCCGUCACGGAGCCGGGAGCUCCAGUGCACGUGCAUGACGGCCGAGAACCUGCACCGGGCCCGCAAUGGCCGGGUCAGGUACACGGGAGCCGCCACCCUCCCCCGGGUGCAACCGCGCUCCGUCGACGACUACAAGAUCUCCUAUGACGGAACACGAGGAGGGGGAGGGCGCACUCAGCAGACGCAUGCCUCAUCCACAUCAGUCUACGACAACGUCGCUUCCUCUUCGCUCAGACGUGGCACGACGACGGCUAGCGUCCACGGCGGAGGACACGCAGGAAAACAAACGGCGGGCCACGGCUCAGCGCAGGCCAACACGCAGGUGAAGACCUCCCUUCAGGAGCGCAUCUCGGACGUGUCGGGGAACAUGUCUGGAGAUGCCCACCGCUUCGGGGUUCGACAGGAUAGCGCUCGGCAGCUGUACGCGCAGUCGGCGCGCAAGGAGCAGGCCAAGAGCGUCGACUGCGGAGACAGGCAUCAGCUGCUGGACAGGGGGCUGCGCGGGGGCGUCGGUGCCCUCGACGACCUGCAGACGCGCUCCAAGAGCAAGAGCUCGGACAACGUGUUCGAGCAGUCGUCGCAGGACCUGCCCGGAAUCAGCCUGGACAGCGACACCCUGAAGCGCAUGCUGAACCCGCUCCCCUCCAACGAUUCGCCGGAUCAGGACAUCGCGGCCAUGCUCAAGCGGAGGGAGCUGCUGCGCAAGCUGAGCAGCGAGGACUCGCGCGACCUGCCCCGGGCCUUCGCGAACCGCAGCCGGCAGCACCGCUCGGAGACGGGGCGGCGGAGGAGUCUGGAACGGACCAUGUGCCUGGACCUGCCGGAUCCGGAUCAGUCUCCUCCUUCCGACCACAUCCUCUACGACAACUUCUGCUAUGCCACGACGCCGAGCUCCAGCAACGAGAACAGCGAUACCGGGGGCCCAAACGUGAGCUCGGACGAGGGUCCCGCCGGGCGCCCGCCCCACGGGCCGGGGUCCCCGACGGGACGCCUUCUGCUCGAGUACGAGAUGCACCUCCGCAACGCCUUAGCGAGAGGACUGGACGCCGAAAGCUACAGCCUGCACACCUUCGAAGCCUUACUCAGCCAAAGCAUGGAAAACGUCGUUGCUUUAAUGCGUGAGGUGCAUGCCGAGUUGGAGGCCAUCAGGCAAGAGGAGAGGAACAUCAGCGGGCUCGAUGGAAUGACCGGAAUCGGUGAGAAGAGACCUUCCCUCAGCGGCAAAUGCAAUACCCUUCCGCUACCCCCUUUUAACCGUCAUCCCAUUCUAAUGCCUGGGGGAUUGUCCGCCAACAGUUCCAUUGAAGUAAACUCGCAAAGUAUACCCCAACAGCCUUCCAUAGACAGCACAGACUCCAAGAUAUACUUCACCUCAUCCGAAGUGUCUGAUGACGACCGCCUGUCCUUGACAACGGCCUUGAGCGAAGAGGAGGACGGAGACACGAGGAAUUCUCCGUAUCGCGCUCGAUCUGGUUCUGCGGCAGCUUCCUUCAACUGUACUGGAGCAGUCAGAAAAGCUGGGUUCUUGAGUGUGAAGAAGUGGCUGCUGCGCAAGCGUCAACGCGUGGAGCUGGCUCGCAAGCGUGGUUGGAAGGGCUACUGGGUGUGCCUGAAGGGCACCACCCUGCUGUUCUACCCAUGCGGCGACAGCCGGGAGGGGCGACCCGUCGACUCCGCACCCAAGCACUUGAUCAUCGUGGAUGGUGCCGUCAUGCAGCCCAUCCCAGAACAUCCCAAGAGAGACUACAUCUUCUGUCUCAGCACGGCCUUCGGAGAUGCCUACCUCUUCCAGGCUCCUUGUCGGGUUGAACUGGAAACCUGGAUAAACAGCAUCCACUGCGCGUGCGCAGCUGCUUUCGCCAGGCACCGUGGGAAAACGGGGACUCUCCACUUAUUGCAAGAAGAAAUCUUUCGACUAGAAAAGCAAAUUGAAUCGGAUGCCAAAAUGAAGCACAUGGCUGAACUGCAGCUGACUGUGGUAGCUGAUGCCGAGAGCAAACUUCAACUGGCCAAUCAGAUAAGCAACUGGGAAGAAAAUAUGGAACGGUUGCAUUGCGAACAGUUCCGAUUACGGUGCUAUAUGUCCUCCUUGCAAAGUGGAGAGUUGCCCAAUCCCAAGAGCCUGUUAACGCACGUCUCAAAGGCGACUAAGUCCACGCUGAAUGAGCUGGGGGUGUUCACGGUGUCGUCGUUCCACGCCUACAUCUGCGCUCGCAGUCCUUCCCUCCUAACUAAUUUGCUGUCCGGUAGAGGCGCUACCAAGAGAAGGUCCCUAUCGAGGUCUAACAGUGGCAGGCGCUCUCUAUCCAACACUUCAAGCUGCAGCUUAGAUUUACCCUCAAUGCCUGAACGGUCAAUCAAAAUACAGAUUCCUGAUAAUCAGACGGUGUCGACGAGCUCGCUGAAUGUUCGUGACAACAUGACGGUGGAGGAGGUGUUGUGGAGUGCUUGUGCUAAGAAGCAACUCUCUCCCAACGAUCACUUUCUGCGAACCAAGAAGAGGAAAGAUGUCGACGAGUAUUUUGUACCACCGCGGAACGAACUCAUCGAGAAUCUCAUCAACCUAUAUGAAGUACUGGAGGUGUGUCCCAAAGUACUCUACCAGGUCGAGUUAGGACGCCAUAGUCUUGAGCAGCUUUUUGGUUUCAGUGUGGAAGCAGAACUCGUCGAGAAUGUUGAUCAUCAAGACGAACUCUGCGUGUACGUCAGUAGAGUUGAAGAAAGCAGUCUCGCUCAUCAACAAGGGUUGAUGAAGGGAGACGAGAUCAUGGUGAUCAAUGGCGCCAUCGUUUCGGACCUGGACAUGAUGUACAUCGAAAGCGUCCUGCAGGAGGAACUGUCUCUUUGCAUGAUGAUGCGGUCUUCCCGGACGGAGCCGCCGGACCUGGCCUCGGCCAUGAGGACGACGACGGACGACUACAUCGAGUCGCUCGUCUGCCCGCCCCCGCCCGGUGACUCCGUCAUCACAGACGAGAUGAUCGGAACCCUCAUUGUUCCCUCGCCCAUCUGGUGCAAGGAAGGGCUCAAGUCACAACAGUCGAGUUCAAUCCAGCGGUCUCCAGAUACUUCUGGUCGACCCACCCCCUCGCCCGUUCCCAAUGCUGAUACUGCACCUCUUUCUGUCGAGCAGAUUGAUAGCAUCUUGAAGGUAAUUGAAGAUUCAUGCAAAAAGACAGCUGAUACUGUAACAGAGUACUGUAGAGCCCCUUUAGAGCGAAGAAGUUCCAGUAUUGGAGGAGCCAGUAGUACUGGUAGUACAGGUUCUGGUGGCAUACCUUUCGCUCCAUCCAGACAGCUCUCUGAUGGUGAAAAGCUCAGAAAGGUCAUCAUGGAACUCAUAGACACAGAAAGAACAUACGUUAAGCACUUAAACAGUCUAUUGGAGCACUACCUGGAGCCCAUGAAGAAGGAAACUUUUUUGUCGAACGCAGAAAUCAACACUCUUUUCGGAAACAUACAGGAAAUCGUACAGUUCCAAAGAGUAUUCCUCCAGAGCUUAGAAGAGGCGAUUUCUGCCGAACCGGAUUUCGCUAAAUUCGAGCUUCCUUCCCAAUUCAAGAACGUUUUGUUCGCAUUGGGAAAUUCUUUUCUGUAUUAUGCUGACCAGUUCAAGUUAUACAGUUCGUUUUGCGCGAGUCACUCGAAGGCUCAGAAAGUGCUUCAUCCAGGCGAGGGGAACGCGGCUCUCGUGGAGUUCCUUCAGUCUCGCAACCCUCGAGGCCAGCAUUCCUUCUCUUUGGAGUCCUACCUCAUCAAGCCGAUCCAACGGAUCCUCAAGUACCCUUUGCUUCUGCAGCAGCUCAAGCACCUUACUGAUCCCACGUCAGAGGAGCACACACACCUUGCAGAGGCCCUAAAGGGAAUGGAACGUGUCGCGGAACACAUAAACGAAAUGCAGAGGAUCCACGAGGAGUACGGUGCGAUAUUUGAUCAUUUACAUCGACAACAUCUCAAAUCUUCAAAGCAACACGUCGAUUUGAAUCCAGGAGAAUUGCUGUUCUAUGCGGGCGUAGAAUGGCUCAACAUUUCAGAAUUCUUGGGUAAGAUUAAGAAAGGACUGGAGCUGUAUGCCAUGUGUUUUGUCUUCAAGACGGCAGUGGUCUUCCUUUGCAAAGAGAAAAUCCGGCAGAAGAAAAAACUCAUGGGGAGUUCGAACAAGAACAGCACUUCUGAAGUAGAAAUAAUUCGCUAUCAAGUGUUGAUUCCUGUCACAGAAGUUCAGGUCCGUUCAAGUACGCUCAAGGAUGGCGAGUCCCACUUCCUCUGGGAACUCAUCCAUCUCAAGUCACAACUCCAGAGAAGGUCUGAAAAGGUCUACCAGCUUUCAAACAGUACGAGCGAGCUUAGGAACUCUUUCCUCCGCACCAUUCGGCAGAUCAUCCGGGAGAGCGUCCGCAACAUGACCGUCCCGGCGACCAGGGCCGGGAGCGGGGCACGCGAGAAGUCUCCGCACUCGCGGCGCCCGGACGGCAUGGCGCGCACCCUGAGCGCCAAGAAGCGCUCCUCCCGACACUCGCAGCGACACUCGGCCGGACACUUCGACGGCGACGCGGACGGCGGGCACGACUUCCGCACGCGCAGCCGAACGGUGGCCGACGGCAUGGACGACAUCGCCGCCUCCUCCUCCCGCGGCCACUCGCCCUCCUCGAACCUCGAGUCGGAGCGGUCAGACCGGUCCGACCGUUCGGACCGCUCCGACAAGUCGGACAAGUCGCAUGACAAGCUGAAGCCCGGGCUGGGCGCACCGCGGGCGCUCAGCCUCAGCACCACCUCGUCGCUCUCCAACUCGAGCAUGGGCAGCUCGUCGGCGAAGCUCAUCCAGUCGAGCAACCCGCCCUCCAGCUACCACCCCCAGACCGUGCAGGCCAGCUCGCCCAUCUGGAAGCCCCGCGAGGACUCGUCCUUCGACAAGGCCUCGACCCUGCCGGCUAACUACGGCAAGAACAAGGAGCCGGAUCCGGGCAAGCAGUAUUUCGUGUACGACGAGUACGGCGCGCCCCUCUACGUCAUCCCACCGACGGUGCCCAAGAAGGAGCAGGCUAGCACAUCCAUGUCGAGCAAACAGUCCGACUGCUAG
Messenger RNA from Uloborus diversus, 5601 nucleotides. RefSeq names its product protein still life, isoform SIF type 1-like (gene sif). Gene Ontology annotation, cellular component: synapse; membrane. NCBI's taxonomy places the organism in Eukaryota, Metazoa, Arthropoda, Arachnida, Araneae, Uloboridae. Gene Ontology annotation, molecular function: protein binding; guanyl-nucleotide exchange factor activity. Gene Ontology annotation, biological process: small GTPase-mediated signal transduction; activation of GTPase activity; positive regulation of axonogenesis. The record is from RefSeq and is a predicted model, not a curated record. The coding region runs from base 1 to 5601 and encodes 1866 amino acids. The transcript has 26 exons.